AGCGAUCAUGGGUUCUUCUUCUUGAAAUUUGUACGUAGGAAUAGGUGAAGGGCAAUCAACUACACGGCCACCUCUUUUUGAUGGAACCAAUUAUACAUAUUGGAAAGAACGAAUGAGAAUCUAUAUUCGUUCCACAAACUUCCAAUUAUGGUUGGUUAUCAAAAAUGGGGAAGAGGUGUCGAUGAAGAAAGUUGGCGACAAGUUGAUCCCCAAGACCGAAGACGAGUUUGAUGCCGAGGACAUCAAAAAGGUCGAGAACUAUGCAAAGGCAAUAAACAUGCUUUAUUGUGCUGUAAAUCCUGAUGACUACCGCAAGAUCUGCUGCUGCUCAACCGCCAAGAAGAUGUGGGAUAAACUUGAGGUGACGUACGAAGGAAUGGACAGAGUACGUGAAGCCAAGAUUGACUUCCUCACCCAAGAAAAUGAGAUGUUCAGGAUGAAGGAGCACGAGAAGAUCGACGACAUGUUCCACCGAUUUUCCAAGAUAGUCAACGAUCUUCAUGCAUUGAAGGACAUCCGAAUGGCGAUCUAAGGCCGAUGCCAUCUAUGAGUCAAUCGGCACAUCGAAUGUCACCAUCGACGGUUUGAGAGGUAACUUAAAAACGUAUGAAUCUACAAUACUUAACCCGUCUUUGAAUGAUCAGAGAAAAGGAAUAGCAUUAAAAGCCUCCAAAGAACCGGCAAUGAAUGACUCAAGCGACGAAGAUGAAGUUAAGCUUGUCAUGAAGAAGUUUUGCAAACUUCUAAGGAAGAAAGAAAAGGUUGAGAAUGGC
Molecule: messenger RNA, 773 nt
Organism: Cuscuta campestris
Lineage: Eukaryota; Viridiplantae; Streptophyta; Magnoliopsida; Solanales; Convolvulaceae
Source: the annotation of a GenBank genome assembly